AUGGUAAUGAUAAUAAAUGAUAGUUUGAAAAUAAUUAAGGAUGUUGUCGUGCCGGAGAUGACAAGGAAAUGGAUUGGGAGUGGCAAUUGUGAAUUUUCUAGGGUUGGAGAUGAUUGGGUGGAUGAUGGAUUUAAGGAUUUAAGAAUUUGGAGAUUUGGAUUUCCAAUUAAAGAGAAAGGGAGAUUAGGUGCCGGCUGCAUUUCCUAUCAUCCACCGCCGUUGAUCGAGGAGAACGCCUUCGAAAAAUCUCGUCGUUUUCUGAUCGAUGUGAGCUCUCUUUAUUACAAAAACAAACCUAUUACGCAGCAGCAAUUUGUGGCCUGCGGUUAUUCUAUCAUCAAACCUCCUGAUUUCGAAAUGAAAGAAAUUCAAUUGAAAAAGCGGAGAUAUAUUCAUGCCUCAGGAAGUUGCAAUGCUAAGGAACGGAAUUAUUACGAAAUCCUUGGUGUUUCUGAAAAUGCUAGCAGAGAAGAUAUUAAGAAGGCUUUUCAUCUGCUUGCAAAGAAGUACCAUCCAGAUGCAAAUACAAACAGUCCUACAGCAAAAAGGAAAUUUCAAGAGAUUAGAGAAGCCUACGAGACGCUGCAAGAUUCUGAGAAGAGGGCUCAAUAUGAUAUGAUGCAUAAUGGAGGUUUCAAUUAUGGUGCUGCUCGUGCAGAGGGGUUUGGAUAUGGUGCUGAUGAUGCAGCUGGAUUUAGAUACAGUGCUGGUAAUGCAGGGGGAUUUAGAUAUGCCUAUCGAACUGAUUUCUCUAAUUCAUUCCGUAAAAUAUUCUCUGAGAUCUUUGAAGACGAGACCAAUCAUUUUGCAUCCGAUAUUCAGUUGGAGCUAGUUCUCUCUUUUUCUGAAGCUGCUAGAGGAUGCACAAAGCAUGUGACUUUUGAUGCAUAUGUUCCGUGUGAUUCUUGUGAUAGGCGUGGCUAUCCAGCAAAUGCCAAAGCAAGCGUUUGUCCUUAUUGCAGAGGAGUAGGGAAAGUAAGUGUUCUGAGGAUCUACUCUGAUUAUGAUUAUUACACCCAGGUUACAAUUCCUCCAUUUACAUCAACUUGCAGCCGUUGUAGAGGAUGGGGCCGUAUAAUUAAGGAACAAUGUAUGUCAUGUAAAGGAUCGGGGGUGGUUAAAGGCAUUAAGGAAGUUAAAGUCACAAUACCAGAAGGUGUGGAUUCUGGAGAUACGAUCCGUGUGCCAGAAGCUGGUAAUACAGGGGGACAAGGAAGUCAAUCUGGCAACUUAUUCAUUAAUCUAAAGGUUGCUGAUGAUCCUGUCUUUGCUAGAGAUGGUGCAGAUAUUUAUGUGGAUGCUAAUAUUAGUUUUACUCAAGCAAUUCUUGGUGGUAAGGUUGAAGUACCAACAUUGUCAGGGAAGAUGCAAGUAAAUAUACCAAAGGGAGUUCAGCCAGGUCAACUUGUGGUACUAAGAGGCAAAGGUCUUACAAAGCAUGGUUUUUUUGUAGAUCAUGGAGAUCAAUAUGUGCGGUUUCGCAUUAACUUCCCCACUGCAAUUAAUGAGCGCCAACAUGCUAUUUUGGAAGAAUUUGCCAAGGAAGAUAUAAAUAAUGAAAAUGGCACUUUCAUUGAAGGAAAUUGGGAUAAGGGGUGGAUUUCACUCUAG
Molecule: messenger RNA, 1611 nt
Organism: Dovyalis caffra
Lineage: Eukaryota; Viridiplantae; Streptophyta; Magnoliopsida; Malpighiales; Salicaceae
Source: the annotation of a GenBank genome assembly